Bombus pyrosoma is the source of this 614-nucleotide messenger RNA. RefSeq names its product cytochrome b-c1 complex subunit 8 (gene UQCR-Q). The transcript is spliced from 3 exons. Gene Ontology annotation, biological process: mitochondrial electron transport, ubiquinol to cytochrome c. The record is from RefSeq and is a predicted model, not a curated record. The coding region runs from base 104 to 352 and encodes 82 amino acids. NCBI's taxonomy places the organism in Eukaryota, Metazoa, Arthropoda, Insecta, Hymenoptera, Apidae.
UGGAUGUAUAACUAUUAUGUAAGUUAUAUCGUUUUGGAAUAAUUAACUUCAUUUUUCACACUUAAUAAGUGAUUAUUAGUACUUAAUAAGUAAUUAAAUCAAAAUGGGAGGAAAGAGGUUUGGAGAACUUGAAAAAGUAACUGGCGUUACAUUUUUCCGUCUUAGUCCAUAUGAACAAAGUCCUUUUGCUGGAAUACGUGAGGCUGGUGCACGAUUUAUAAAACGCUGCAGAGGAGAAUUUUUUUUUAUUACACCUCCCUUUAUUUGUUCUUACCUGCUAAUGGAAUGGGCAAAUGCUGAAUAUUAUAAAUUACAACGUAAAAAUCCAAAAGAUUAUGAAAAUGAUACAUAAUCUUUCGACAUUGACAAGUAGAUAUGGCUAUACUUGAUAGCCUAAUGUAAAAUGUAACAUUCAUGUUAAAUGAAAUUUGAUUUAAAUGUUAACAUUAAAAUGAAACUCAUUAAAUAUUUGGAAAGAAAAGUAUAUUUUAGUUUAUACAGUUGAGAUCUUUUUCGACAAUGGUAUAUUCUGUAGAAUUGCAUCUAAUUAUAUAUAUUCUCUACUAAAUUUUAUUUGUAUUUAAUGCAAUAAAUAAUUGGUACGAAUAAAAUAA